AUGCGCAGAACUAAAGAAACUACCAAUAUGUCAGCUGGUCCAAGAGUAGUAGUUACAGGAAUAGGGCUUGUCACUCCCUUGGGAGUAGGUAGAGCAGCUACUUGGUCAAGGUUACUUCGGAGCGAAUCCGGUCUCAUGUGUACCAAACAGUUUGAAGACUAUGAGCUGAUGGGAUGGAAUAAAAUUCCUUCCAAAGUGGUGGGAAAAGUGCCAAAUAAAAGCUUCUCAAAGACUCUCACUGGAUUAUGGGAUGAGUCUGACCAUUUUGAUCGAUCUGAUUUGAAAAAGUAUUCACUCUUUUCACAGUAUGCUUUAGUGGCUGCUCGUGAAGCCUUACGUGAUGCUGACUUAGAUCCAAGAACCAAUCCUGAAGCCGUGGGUACAGCCAUUGGUUCUGGGAUUGUUGCUGUUGAAGACGUAUACCAGGCUAGUGUAGAUUUCAACAACAAGGGCUAUAAGAAGAUAUCACCGUUCUUUGUUCCACGUAUUCUUUCCAACAUGCCUGCUGGUAACGUUUCGAUAGAAUGCGGGACCAAGGGUCCCUUGCACGCUGUAUCUACUGCAUGUGCUACCGGGAAUAAUGCUAUUGGUGAUGCUUUCAACUUUAUCAAAAUGGGAUAUGCUAAAGCGAUGGUUGCUGGUGGUACAGAGGCUGCAAUUCAUCCAGUUCCACUUGGAGGUUUUGCUCGUGCGAAAUCAGUCGUGACUGGUCACGAAGAUGACCCAUCAAAAGCAUCUCGACCAUUCGACGGAGAUAGAAACGGGUUUGUCCUUGGAGAAGGUAGUGGUGUUUUAAUUCUUGAAGAUUUAGACAGCGCUUUAGCCAGAGGCGUGAAACCAGAAAACAUUUAUGGUGAAAUCUUGAGUUAUGGCUUAACCGGAGAUUCAUGGCACAUUACCGCUCCCCGCGAAGAUGGUGAUGGUGCGUAUCGUGCCAUGUCAAUGGCCUUAGCUCGUUCUGGACUUACACCAAACGACAUUGAUUAUGUAAACGCUCAUGCAACAUCAACCUUAAUUGGUGACCGAGCAGAAAAUAACGCCAUGUGUUCAUUAUUCCAAAGAGAGUCGCGUGCGGAACCACUAACCGUUUCUUCGACCAAAGGUGCCAUUGGCCAUUUAUUAGGUGCAGCUGGAGCAGUAGAAGCUGCCUUUACUGCAUUAGCUAUUAAAAACCAAAUUGCACCACCAACACUUAAUUUGGAGAAUCCAGGGAAGCAUAUUGAAGACGACGAGACAAAGUUUACCUCCAUGGACUACGUACCCAAUAAAGCGAAAGAAAUGAAGAUUGAGUACGCCUUGAACAAUUCGUUCGGUUUCGGAGGGAUCAAUAGUUCCGUGUGUUUCAAGCGUUUCCAAAUAUAA
Lizanozyma spartinae is the source of this 1362-nucleotide messenger RNA. RefSeq names its product fatty acid synthase (gene CEM1). The transcript has 2 exons. Bases 1 to 1362 code for a protein of 453 amino acids. Gene Ontology annotation, molecular function: 3-oxoacyl-[acyl-carrier-protein] synthase activity. The record is from RefSeq and is a predicted model, not a curated record. Lineage: Eukaryota; Fungi; Ascomycota; Pichiomycetes; Serinales; Debaryomycetaceae. Gene Ontology annotation, biological process: fatty acid biosynthetic process.